GCUAAACUCAAUAUAUCAUAAGUUCUGACUAAUUACAUAGAACACGUAGAAAGAAUGAUUGCUGUGGUACUUGUUUUGUGGGCUAUGUAUGUUGAGGCUGGUGUACAAGAUGUAUGUCUGGCUAAAACAGAAAAAAGUCAUUUAAGUAACUUAAGAAACCAGUUGAAAGUUUUCGAAAAGACAAUCGGUGACUUGGAAAAGGGACUCAAAGGAAAACAUAUUUUGGGAAAUGGUGGUUGUAAAAAAGACUGGGACCGUUUUAGAGAUCAUUGUUACUAUUUUAACAAAGACAAAAAAAGUUGGUUUGAAGCUGAGAGGUAUUGUCAAGCAGAAGGUUCAUCUCUUGUGAACAUUGUUGAUGAAAAUGAAAACAACUUUGUAAUGACGAAAUCUAAAGAAGCAAACGCAGGACCUUUUUGGAUAGGAGCAAUUAACUGUGAUUCAGGAAAGUGGAUAUGGGGGUCUAACUUUGAACCUGUUAAAUAUUUUAAAUGGCAUCCUCGUGAACCAAAUGGUUCUGGAAAAAGUAUACAGUGUGUAGAGCUAUACCCAACUGCUGACGGGGCAUGGAACGAUCAUGCUUGCUCAACAACAUAUGCCUUUGUAUGCAAGAGACAUGUUAGAAAUGGCUGCCCUCCGAAAAAGAACUAAUAGUGAACGGAAUAAAAUAUGUUAAACUA
Messenger RNA from Mytilus californianus (California mussel), 680 nucleotides. Its product is annotated as perlucin-like protein. Gene Ontology annotation, molecular function: signaling receptor activity. NCBI's taxonomy places the organism in Eukaryota, Metazoa, Mollusca, Bivalvia, Mytilida, Mytilidae. The record is from RefSeq and is a predicted model, not a curated record. The transcript is spliced from 6 exons. The coding region runs from base 55 to 651 and encodes 198 amino acids.